Messenger RNA from Python bivittatus (Burmese python), 1695 nucleotides. RefSeq names its product phospholipid scramblase 1-like. Gene Ontology annotation, biological process: plasma membrane phospholipid scrambling. Gene Ontology annotation, cellular component: plasma membrane. The record is from RefSeq and is a predicted model, not a curated record. Gene Ontology annotation, molecular function: phospholipid scramblase activity. NCBI's taxonomy places the organism in Eukaryota, Metazoa, Chordata, Lepidosauria, Squamata, Pythonidae.
AACCAUCCACAGGCGGGCAACGUGCGCGAUCGCUCCCCUUCCUGCCUCAGCCGGACCCCAGCGUUUUGUCCUGUUUUUCCUUUCCCUCCCUCUCAGACUCGGUUUGCUGGUCUCGUCCCUUCUUCUGCCCCUCCUUUUCCUUCUUCCGGAAAGACAAAGGCGGACCCAGUCUUUCGGUAUAGCGUUUUAAGCUGUAAAGGAGCGAAGCGAAAGCCCAGGCGGAAUCACGAAGAAAGAGUUGAACACAUAAUCAAGAAAAAUGCAAUCAAAUCAACCACCACCUGCAGAAGCACCUCCAGGAUACCAAGGCCCAGGUUAUCCAGGCCCAGGUUAUCCAGCUGUCCAGGUCCAAGCUGGAAUUCCUCAGUAUGUAUCUGGAUUUCCUCAAUAUAUGCCUCCAUCAACUUUUCCAGUUCAACCUAAUGCAGGUUCAGUGGCUCAUACAGUAGCUUAUGGAGCUUUCCCCGUUUCCAGUGCACCUGCUGCAGCUUUACCUGUGGUUUGGAUGCCAACCCCACCAACUCCUCCCAAAUGCCCGCCUGGAUUAGAAUAUUUAAGUCAGAUUGAUCAGUUGUCAGUUGAACAGCAGAUUGAGCUUAUGGAAAUGAUAAGUGGCUAUGAAACUUGUAAUAGGUAUGAAGUAAAAAAUGCCAUGGGGCAGUGGAUAUAUUUUGCGGUGGAAGAAAAUGAUGACUACAAUCUGAACUGUUACGGGCCUUUGAGAUCAUUUACCAUAAAACUCUUUGACAGUAAAAACCAGCCAGUCAUACAAUUGUCAAGGGCUUUCCAAUGCUCCAUUUGCUGCUGUCCUUGUAUUUGCUGUCUGCAAGAGCUUGAGGUUCAAGCACCUCUAGGGACAGUCAUUGGAUAUAUUAAACAGAAGUGGCACCCCUGCUUGCCCAAAUUUGUGAUCCAGAAUGAGGCCAGAGAAAGCAUUUUGAAACUGCAUGGACCUUGUGUACCAUGCCGUUUUUAUGAGGAUAUUCAUUUUGAGGUGAAAUCCUUAGAUGAAAGAUCAACAAUUGGAAAAAUCUCUAAGAAAUGGACAGGAUUGGCAAGGGAAGCUGCCACAGAUGCCAGCAACUUCAUAAUCCAAUUCCCAGUGGAUCUUGAGAUUAAAAUGAAAGCCCUUUUGCUUGGAGCUUGCUUCCUAUUGGAUUUCAUGUUUUUUGAACGUGUUGCAUCAAAGCAUGAGAACCAGACAUAACCAGAUGAUGUCUACCCUUGUUCCUGACUUCAGAGAAAAUUCUAUACUGUUGCUUUUGUUGCUUGACCACCAGUUAGUCUAUUGCUUAUUGCUCAUAUAUUGCUUAUAUGAGAGAUUUUCAUGAAAACAACAGAUUGCUGAAAACUGUGGUUAUGGCCACUGUGCUCUCACAUAUGCAGGCAACUAGGCUGUGGGCUCUUAUGAGGCAGGGGGUGUUACUCUAGAAUAUGUGAUAUAUAGCAAAACUCAACUGGCCAUGGUGCUUCUAGAGGGACUUCAAUGAUAUCCCCAGAUGAGAGAUCUUGCAGCUGAAUAGGAACCAUGGAGGGAAUCAUGUCCUUUUCUUCUGUGGCUUUAUAUCAGCAUUUUCCACAAAGAAAGAAAAAAAGAGACUGUAUUCUAUAUCUGAAAAAAAUAUAAUGCAAAUGUAAAAGAUCAUUUUGGUUUGGGGCAAUUCAAGUAAAAACCUAAAUAGUGAUCUUACUGUA